Capsicum annuum is the source of this 495-nucleotide messenger RNA. RefSeq names its product 60S ribosomal protein L39-2. The record is from RefSeq and is a predicted model, not a curated record. Gene Ontology annotation, molecular function: structural constituent of ribosome. Gene Ontology annotation, biological process: translation. The transcript has 2 exons. Lineage: Eukaryota; Viridiplantae; Streptophyta; Magnoliopsida; Solanales; Solanaceae. Bases 1 to 207 code for a protein of 68 amino acids. Gene Ontology annotation, cellular component: cytosolic large ribosomal subunit; ribosome.
AUGGUUCAAAUUGAUGCAUCUCUCUCAACCUCUAGCAACAAAAAAAAGAGGUACUGCAUGACAAAUACAAAACACAAGACAUUCAUGAUAAAGAAGAAGCAGAGGCAAAAUAGGCCUAUUCCUAACUGGAUCCGCAUGCGCACUGACAACACCAUCCGCUACAACGCCAAGCGCAGGCACUGGCGCCGCACCAAGCUAGGAUUCUAACGACUCAACUAUUAAGAGUUUCGGUUUAAUUUUCAGAAUUAGGUCUUCAAUUUUGGAAAUUGCAUGUUUUCUACUUAAUUUAAAAGUGGAAAUCAAAUUUAGUUUAUCUGCAUUCUUUUCGUUGUUAUUACUUUGGUGAUAUGCUACAGUUUUGCAAUGUUAGUACUUUAAUUUUGGUGAUAACUUGCGUGUUUUUUUACUUUCCUAGUUGAGUUGUAGGAUUUGUUUUCAUAACCAGAGUCCGCAAGAAAUCUCAAAGAAAUGCUUGUUUGAUGCCAUUGGUAUAAA